UGACACACGGCAGUGGGAAUGUUCCAAGUCAAGUUACACCCCGAGAAAGCUGGCGAAGUUAAUUGUCAUCUUGGCCGCACAAUCAUGGCUGACUUAAAUCGUCGUCACAUACGUUAAAAACAGCAUCAACGCAAGAUGCAUAAGUUGUUCGCGCGUAUCCUGUCCCAGCGGGAUUUGUCUCGUGCCGGGGAUCUCUUCUCUAUUCCUGACUCGGAGAUCGUCGACGACCUUUCCGAGGCUCUCCAGCACAUCCAGAUGAUCUCAUCAUCGUUGGAUUAUCUGAAUAAUCACAACGAUCAGGCGGUGGUUGAGAUUUGUAUAACGAGGGUCACAACUGCCCUCAGAGAUACCGGAAGCAUAGAACAGCAUUCAGAGGCAUUGGUGUCUCUUUGGUGUUCGUGUUUACAGCAUAAUUUGAAACCGUUGACUCGAGACGAAGACACGCCCCACGCCAAGAUCGCAUCCGAUAUCAUGAGUUGUCUCUUCAUGCAAAAUUACAGUAAGUACUCCGUCAUGAAGACAGUUCUCCCUGUAGCCGUCCAGUUUUUAAAGCAAGAGAAUCAGGAGAUCUGCCGUAACAUGUCAAGCUAUUUAGCCCUGGCGGCCAUCGAUAACGCCAGCCUUCUUGCUCUGCAUUGUGAUGACAUCACAGAGAGUAUCAUUAGUGGCAACAGAUCCCUGGCCCGCAUCCUGCCCCAGAUCUACCUUGAGAAGCCUGGCCCGAUUGACGCAAACAUCGACGGGUUACUCAGCGUUUUACCGCACUGUGAAGACGUGGAGAAGACGCAUCUCUUCCAGCUUGUUGGCCUGGUCGCCAAACACAAUCCAAAGCUCCUCUUGAAUCAUGUCCCCUUGUUGGUGACCUGCCUUAAGAUCCCCAACUCCUCCCAGACAAUCUUGGCCGCCCUGGUGGAUGUGGUCUCGGUCGAUGCCAGACCCUUCGCCAGCUGCCUCUCCGAUCUUGAAGAUGCCAUCAGUAGACAGCCUUCCCUCCUCGGCAUGGCGUUGAAGAUCUUUGGUGCAGUCGGAAGAUUAAAUCAGGUGAAUGGUAAGGAAUGCAUGGCCUUCCUGGUACAGCAACUAGGAGCCAUUGAUCAAACUUCCCUCCCCGCCGUCUUGAUCGAGAUUAAGAGCAUCGCAGAUCAGCAUUCGGGUCUCCUCGGGACGCACAUCGCCGAGAUCUCUCUACAGGGUGAGAGUCCGUCCAUGGCUGCCCGAAUGAUCAUCCAACAACUACAGCAAGAUAUGACAUACCGGAAAAAGGAACUUCUGGAUAGCGGCACUGAAUACAUGGAAUCAGGAAGAUCACCAGAGUUAUUAUCAUCGCCCACUAAAGCACAGAGCAUGUCUGAGAUGCACAGCAUGGGCCUUGAAACGGAGAGGAAGAUGCACUACAGAAAGGGCAAGGCAUCCAAACAAGGCUCCGUUGAUCAUCUCUUCAACAGUGUCCAGAAACUGAUAACGUGCACUUCGUCGACGGCGCUGAUGCAAUCAGAGACACAGGGAUCUUUAAAAGAUCUAGACGGAAGCACAAAACAGGUCAAACUGAGGUCCCUAAGUCAUUCAGGUUAUCCUGAAGCCGCCCAACUCACAGAAAGUAGGACUAGUCUGCAAACAGUGGGAUCUACUUUGUCCAAGACAAAACUUAAGAGCCCAGCCUCUUCCUCCUCGUCGCAGAAAUCAGACGUCCAACGUCGAAUUAGCAACAAGGAGGGGAUAUCGGCAGCAGGAGGAAGCAAGGGGAAUCUCCACCAGGAGGAGACCUCAAGACCUAGUAGUGUCAUCAAUAGAAUGAGCAGCUCAACCAACUCAAGAUAUAUCAGGAACUCUCAAAAUGGUGGCAGCAGUGGGAUACACACUGCCGAGGAAGGCAGACAAGACCUGGAAGGUAGAGGUGGUGAUCUACUCACAGCGAAGGCUUCUCCAUUGGAAGCAACAAAGAAAGUGCCUUUUGAAGGAGUCAAGACAGGAUUUGAUGGAGCAAGAGGAACCUCGUCUUUGGAAGGAGGCAAAGUUUCUUCCUCACUAAGGUCUACGAAUAGAGACAGCAGUCUUCAACAGUAUCUGUCCAAGAGACAGAAGGAGAUCAUCAACUACAUGGAUUCCAUCAAGAAGAGAAUACCAGUUCCUGAUGAGUGUUCUGUCAGAGAGAUAACUGGUCGGAAUCCAGUGGGUAAACUUGACUUCUACUGCCAGAAGAAAGGACGGAACUGCCUGUAUAGUACAAGCCCGUUUGUUGUGGAGACCAAAGAGACUCAGCCCUGGAUUCAUUUAAAGUUUCUUCAAUUACAGGCCACGUCUCCUAGUCCAGUAUCCCUUGAUGACAGAGCAGUCCAGAGUCUACGCAAGAACUGGGAACGACAAAAGACUGCAGGAGGAACGAUGACAUUCCUGAAACUCAUCACUCAAAAUUUCCCACCGUCCAAGGUACAGCAAGCUCUCACAGCUGUUUUAAAUAAAGUCAGUUUCUACGAUCUGUUUACAUACAACAUACAUCUCAACAUCUGGAAUUGUUUCAUCUGUAAUAACCCUAAUAAAUUUGACCUAAUCUCAGGAGGUCGGCCGUUCAUCGAGGGACAACUCAAAGAGAAGAAAGUGCGCUUCAAGUUAUUCCGACGAUGGCGGACUCGCUACUUCACCCUAGCGGGGGAGCAACUCUACACAAAGAGCAACUCACAAAGCAAACCCACCUUGCCAAUCGAGCUCAGUAAAGUUCAAGGCGUCAAGACCGUGCACGGUGGAAGACGACACGAGCGGAGUAUCCCCAAAGCCUUUGAAAUCUUCACUGCCGACAAGACGUACAUCUUCAAGACCAAAGACGGGAAGGGCGCGGAGCAGUGGGUUCAGUGCCUGACGUUGGCGGUGCGAAAGGCUAGCCAUAAGGGAAGUAGUAGUAAUGGCGGAGGAGCAACGAGCGGAACGAAUCCGCCGGAUAGCGAGGGGAUGCCAAGGUAGUCGUUUAUCAAUUUUUGAGAGAUUUUUUUAGAGAGGCGUCGGACAGCUGCCGCUUUACAGCAAAGGUACCAAGCGAUUUACUCUUUCAGUUUUAAGGCCGUUUCUGAAGUAGCGGCUGUGGCUCUGGCUAUGGCAGGAUCUCCUUGUUGAAGGCAUAGGCUGCCCUUAGCAACAGCCUUAGUAACAGCCACAGUCGGUAAUUUGGACACAGCCUUCUUUCGGCUAUAAUGGUUACAAGAGAUGUAAGCCAGUUACUCCUUGCAUGCCAUCACAAAGUUGCAAAUUGCUGAAAUAAAAGUAAUAAUUAUUAUUAUUUAUUUGGCCACGAUUCCAACAAAAAAUACAACAGCAAGAAAUACUCUUUACGUAAAAUCUGAAGAUCACUUAUCUCAUUUUUAUUAUUUGGAAGUAUUCUUCAAUACUCAAGAUAAUUUAAAGAUAUUUAUCAGACUGAAAGUGAAUGUUGAAUUGUUAAGCUCAUGCCCGCCAUACUUGUCCAGUCAGGAGUUUACCGGCCCAAUGCUAAGUGUUUAUUUUUUAGACAGAAGAAUUCUGAAGAAAAAUGGUGCAUUUAAUUUUUAAAAAGUCAUCUCGUUUAGUUUUAAAAGACGACAACUAUCAUUUUUUUAUUGUUCAGUUUUAUGCAGAAGCAACAAAUAGGGAAAUAUCCGUUUUAUAAUAGCCUAGUUGAAUUUUCUGAAUUGUAAUUUUGUUUUAUAUAAUUCAUUUCAAAUAGAGUAUAUAAAGGUAACAGUAGCUAUUUUUUUUUUUUUUAAUUUUAAAAUAGUAAAAAAAAUUUAAUGGUCAGAGCCGAUCAUUAACAUAUUAAUGUUAUAUUGAAUAGUUUAGACAUCUCUUAUUCAUCAUAAUUUCAAAAGACUAUGAAAUAUGAUGAUUCAGUAGGAUGGAAUUGAAACUUUGCAUGGUGGAGAUACAGUCUAGUGAGGUUUGCAUUAACACCAUGUACAUGAGUAGAAUUUGAC
This is a messenger RNA of Asterias rubens (European starfish), 3938 nucleotides long. Its product is annotated as ventricular zone-expressed PH domain-containing protein homolog 1-like. Gene Ontology annotation, cellular component: plasma membrane. The coding region runs from base 136 to 2955 and encodes 939 amino acids. Gene Ontology annotation, molecular function: phosphatidylinositol-5-phosphate binding. The transcript has 13 exons. Lineage: Eukaryota; Metazoa; Echinodermata; Asteroidea; Forcipulatida; Asteriidae. The record is from RefSeq and is a predicted model, not a curated record. Gene Ontology annotation, biological process: regulation of signal transduction.